AUGGAACCCCAGAAAUCCAAUUGGUCGGAGCUUUGCCCUGAACUCCUCUUAGAAAUCGCCUAUCGUCUCGAAACAAGAACCAACGUCUACAAUUUCAGAGCAGCUUGCAAGAAUUGGCAUGAUUCUCUCUCUAAAAUCCCGCGAAAUCUCCCUUUUCUCUCUCCUCUUUUCCCUCACAGAUUCUGGGCCUUUGAUUCCGACUUCUUCUCUACUAUAUCUAGUGGGAACCUCCACCAUCUGAUCGCCUACGCUGUGUGUUUGAUCCGACCUCGGAACAUUCCAGAAUCUACUAAACCUUGGCUUCUUACUGUCGAAGAAUUUCGCCGAGGUAAGCUCUGUAUUCAACUCCCUUUAUCUAGAAUUAGAGCUUCUGGUAAUUUUCCAGCAAAUGUUCAAAUUCCCAGUUCUUUGAAUUUGUCUGAUUUUCAUAUCUCUGUUAUUGGUAAUGGGUACCGUUUAAGAUCAUCGGGUAUGGAGCGUUUGAAUGGUGGUAGGUUGAGUUAUGAUUAUAAAUUGGUUUUGUUUGGAAAUCCUGCUUGUUUUGAGCCUUUGUCUAUUAUGGAUUACACUGCUUUGGUUUGGUUUGAACAUGGUCGUGUUGGGUGGGUGAGGUUGUCGAGGAGAUCAGAUUGGGGGUUUCUAGCUUUUAAGGGAACCUCGAAAUUUGAUGACAUUGUGAAUUUUAAGGGGCUGGUUUAUGCUAUUGAUCGAAUGGGGAGAGUUUAUGUUGUCCAUUAUGAUUUAGAAUGGGCAAAAGGGGUGCAUUUUCAACAGACAUUGAAGAUGGAAUGUAUCGCGAAUGAUAUGAUUUCUAGUGGGUGUGACAGCGAUAGGAGGAAGCGAUUGGUGGUGGAUUCUUCUGGGGUGUUGUAUGUAAUUGAGAGGGUUAUCUAUUGUGGUGAAAAGGUGCAUUUUAAAGUCUAUAUGCUGGAUGAAGUUAAUUGUAAAUUGGAUCAAAUUGUUGGCAUUGGAGAUGGUAGAAUACUUUUUGUGGGUGUUGAUUGUUGCCUCUUUGCAUCAGUAGCUGAUUUUCCGGGUUUUAGAGGAAAUUGCAUAUUGUUCUUAGAUGAUUCCUUCCCCUUGUAUGGUGAGGGAAGAGCAUAUAGCGAGCCUAUUAUCAAUGGAGCUAGGAAGGAGUUGAGAGUUACCGUAUAUCACUUUGAGGAUGGUGAUGCUAAGCCAAUAUCAGCCUUUUCUGGAUAUUCUGACAUAUUAUGGCCACCUUCAGCAUGGUUCUAUCCAGAUUUGUCUCGGCCUUGA
Chenopodium quinoa (quinoa) is the source of this 1260-nucleotide messenger RNA. RefSeq names its product putative F-box/kelch-repeat protein At5g24040. The record is from RefSeq and is a predicted model, not a curated record. The transcript has a single exon. NCBI's taxonomy places the organism in Eukaryota, Viridiplantae, Streptophyta, Magnoliopsida, Caryophyllales, Amaranthaceae. The coding region runs from base 1 to 1260 and encodes 419 amino acids.